This is a messenger RNA of Spizellomyces punctatus DAOM BR117, 861 nucleotides long. RefSeq lists its product as uncharacterized. Bases 20 to 739 code for a protein of 239 amino acids. Gene Ontology annotation, cellular component: mitochondrial small ribosomal subunit. Gene Ontology annotation, molecular function: structural constituent of ribosome. The record is from RefSeq and is a predicted model, not a curated record. Gene Ontology annotation, biological process: mitochondrial translation. Lineage: Eukaryota; Fungi; Chytridiomycota; Chytridiomycetes; Spizellomycetales; Spizellomycetaceae. The transcript is spliced from 3 exons.
GGACAAGCUGUCACUCCCAAUGAUGCGCCCAUACAGGAAGCUUCUCCCGGCCCUCAAAGCCGUCCGUGCACCUAGCCGGAACUUUACCACAACGUUUGCCAGUUAUGCACGCAAGAAACAAACGGGUGCCGAGCGUCGUGACGAAAAUGAUUUUGUAGCACUCAGUGGGGAUACCGCCGCGGAUGGAUUGCACCGCUACGAACUUGACUUUGUAGAAACUGCGAAGUGGACCAAGGAUCUAUUGUUGAAGAUGAAGAAUGAUGUCGAAAUGCUUAAAGGAAAACACCGACCGUUCACACCACCACCAACAUCCCACAUUGUAACAACUUAUUACGACAGCUACACAUAUGACUUCACACAGCCACCACCCUACUCUACCAAAGUCACCGUUCAGGUCAAAGUUGGUACACUUCCGUUGACCCCUGCCCAACGUCACAAAUUUCUCCUUUUGGCUGGAGACAAGUACGAUCCUUACAGCGAUGUGGUUACAGUGUCUGCGGAGACAAGUGAGGUAGCUGCUACUGGGAACGCAGAGGUGGAUCGCGAGAUGAAUAGGAUUGGGUUGGUGAAGUUGUUGAAUGGAAUGGUGAAUGAGGCAAAGGAUGAGAAAGAUGCUUUCACAGAUGUACCAUUGGAUCUGCGACACGUCAAACCUCGUCGUGCGAAUCUCGAAUUCCCAAAAGAGUGGCUUCGUCCCAAGAAAGCCGGAGCUGCGAAACCAAAGAUGAAUGUCGCCUGAGAUUGUGGUUUCUUUCGCUGUUGUUUAAUUUAUGUAUGCAUGUACAUCGUCUGUUUUUGUUUGCAAUACUAGAGCUCCAUUAGAGUGGCGUAACAAACUUUGGUGAAUCGACGAAACGUUUG